This is a messenger RNA of Galendromus occidentalis (western predatory mite), 426 nucleotides long. RefSeq lists its product as uncharacterized. NCBI's taxonomy places the organism in Eukaryota, Metazoa, Arthropoda, Arachnida, Mesostigmata, Phytoseiidae. The record is from RefSeq and is a predicted model, not a curated record. The transcript has a single exon. Bases 1 to 426 code for a protein of 141 amino acids.
AUGGAACCACUUCUCGACGAGUCGCUCCCUAGCGAGCAGUUCGGUUUUCGCCGUGGGGUCGGGACGCUGGACGCGAUUCACUACUUCCUUCCCGAGGUCGAGGGAACCGUAUCGGCACAUGGAAAGAUUUAUGCAGUCUUCAUUGACUGCAACAAGGCGUUCGACGAAGCAUCGAGGGCUUUGAUGCUGCAGAGCUUCGCUGACGUUAGAGUCGGAGGCCAGGCUCUGAAGAUUAUCGACAGCUUUUUCGAGAAGGAUCAUCUUGAGAUCCAGUUACAGCACGAGAAGGUCCGUGUCUCACAAAACGACGGGACUCCGCAGGGCAACCCGCUCAGUUGUCUCGCAUUCAUACUGUUGAUUCGCGACCUUGUAGAUUUCAUAAGGUCCGAAUCCAAAGCUUUCGUUGUCACCGAUAUCAUCGGUUAG